This is a messenger RNA of Brassica napus (rape), 1001 nucleotides long. Its product is annotated as protein GID8 homolog. The record is from RefSeq and is a predicted model, not a curated record. Gene Ontology annotation, cellular component: nucleus; cytoplasm. Bases 160 to 819 code for a protein of 219 amino acids. Gene Ontology annotation, molecular function: protein binding. Lineage: Eukaryota; Viridiplantae; Streptophyta; Magnoliopsida; Brassicales; Brassicaceae. Gene Ontology annotation, biological process: proteasome-mediated ubiquitin-dependent protein catabolic process. The transcript has 6 exons.
ACAUAAAUGAUUAUAUGUAGGAAAUAGUACGAGAGAUGGACAUAUAAAUUGAGAUUCGGGGCCGUCUCGGUUUAUUAAUUGUUCGGUUUAUUUCCCUUCCAAAUUUAAUUUCGAAGGAACAAUUCUCCUGGGGACUUUCCCUCUGUUUCCAAGGAAACGAUGAUGAAGAUGGUAAUUGAUACGGAAGAUUGGGAGGAGGAGAUGAAUACCGCACAAAUCGUUAAGCCGUAUAUGGAUAGGAUUGUUAUGGAUUAUCUUGUUAGUGAAGGAAAGUUAGAAGCGGCCCAUGUAUUCACGGAAGAAUCUCUAACUCAGGCUCAAAUACAGCUUGUGGAUGAGCGAAUUACCCAACGAGUUGCUAUUGUGGAAGCCAUCAAAGCUGGAGAUCUCAAUUUUGCUAAAGAGGAGCUGAGUGCUUUCAAGCCUGAGAUACUGAGAAACUUCCAUCUCCUUAAGCAACAGUUCAUAGAACUUAUCCGUGAGGAAAGACACAGUGAUGCAUUUGAUUUUGCUCAGCUUCAUCUGAAACCAUUUCACGAGGAUAUGGCAUUUUUAAAACAAGUGGAGGAAGUUAUGUCUCUUCUCGUCUUUGAGAACAUUUCAACAUGUCCCGUGAAAGAUUUUCUUGGCGAAUCCCAAUGGCUUAAGACAGCUAGUGAAGUAAAUGCAGCAAUUCUUAGCAGCUUCGGGAAAGGUCCCAAACUUCAACGCUUGCUGAAAAAGCUGACACUGAAUCAGAAACAGUUGGAUGAGAGAGCAUAUGAGUACCCACGUAUGAGUGAUAUGUCCACUGGUGAGCUCAUAUACCCAGAAGAAUGAAGAAACCAAUCUGCCAGAGAAAACAACACCAAUUUACACAUUGCUACUACUAUUUUUGGUUUGUUUGUAUUAACCGGGUUACUUUGUUUUUUCUUCUCUGGUUAUUUUCGGUAUAGCUUUUAUCACAUACAACAUCAUUUGUACAAAGAUCAUUUUGAAUCAACGAAACAAACAAAGAGAUA